CCCGACUCUCCCACGGAAGUUGAGGAGGGCUGGGAUCUGAUGUCUAGCCAGAGAGGUCAUGGACAGCUGGUGCCACCUUCAGACAUGGAUGGCUCCUACCUUGGUGUAGCUCGACUACAAACUUUGCAUAAGGACCACAACUUAACUUGUAGAAGCCCUAGUCUUCAACCUUCAACUCGACCUGGUAGGAAUAGGGGCGUCCUUGAGGCCGGCACCCCCGGAGGUCAGACGGAGGCCAGGAACGGUCGUCUUUUGCAAAACGGAUUGCCCCAUAAAUGCAACCACAGGGCAUCUCCAGCCACGCAGCCAUUGGCUCCUCUUCUUCGGAGAACUCCCGAUGGGGAGAAGAGGAGGAACGGCUGUCCUCUUCCGGGGUGUCCCUUCCAUCAAAAAUUAAGAAACUCGGCUCACGAGUCUUUCCAAGACGCUUGCCACAUUCAAGACCGAUAUCCGGGGGCCCCGUGCGAAUCCUCCUCGGAAUAUUUUGGCUCGCCGCACCUUCGGAGGCCAAAGGCCGGCGAUGUCACGAGACCAAAAGAAGCCGAUCAGCGCGGCCAGAACUUCUCCGAAGAGAAAAGGAAAGAGCUCCUGCUCCAGAAAAUUGAGCUGGAAAUCGAGAAGGAGCGUCUGCAGAAUUUGUUAGCGGAGCAAGAGGCCAAACUUCUCCAGCAGCAAGAGCAGCUCCAGCAAUCCAGGCGGGAGUAUCAUCGGUUUAAAACCCGCGCUGGCAAUCCGGAAGACGGGCUGAUGGGGGAAGCCCUGAUGGGACCAGGCUCCUCGGCUCCGGCCCUGAACGGGAUUUGUGAUGGCCUCAG
This is a messenger RNA of Pantherophis guttatus, 815 nucleotides long. The record is from RefSeq and is a predicted model, not a curated record. Lineage: Eukaryota; Metazoa; Chordata; Lepidosauria; Squamata; Colubridae.